GGUCUAGUUUUUCCAAUGGGUGAAAGAUAAAAGGUGAAAGGUUAGAAAGCCGCAGGAUCAGCAUGGAGCAUGCCACGCUUCCUGACAGUUUGUCAGCCAAGUUCAAAGGGUCCUUUGCCUACAAGACCGUGAAGGACCGCAUACCGUCCAUUCUGGUCAAGGUCAUCGAUGUGCUGGCCAGGAACUAUGGCAAGUUCAAGGAAGACUACGGAGAGGAAGGAGUGGAGGAUGCUAAGGGUGUGGUUGGCCGACUGUCAGGGCUGAGGAACGAAAUGCAGACAGAUAAACCUGUUCUUCCCCUGACGGACGGCAGGGCAGACGUCAAACUCUGGAACAGGUACCUAGAGGAGGUGUCUGCGGUACAGGGUAGUCCACCAAGUUGGUUCACCUCAGCCUGGCUGUAUGUGGAGUGUUAUAUGUACCGCAGGAUCCAGCAGGCAUUCGAGGACAGCACCAUCCUGAGGACCUUUGACCCCUUCAGGGCCCAGAAAGAGGCUGGCUUGUUGAACUCGGAGUCUCCAAUCCAGAGUCUGGCUUCCUACGUACAACAGGCCACCCAGGACCCCAGCACACUGUCACAACAGGACAUACACACAUUGUUCAACCAGCUUAUACAGGUGAAUCUCUGGGGUAACAAGUGUGACCUGUCCAUCUCAGGUGGUACAGAAAACUACCAGAAACAUGACCCAAUCCAGCAGUUAUCCAGCCUCAGACCCUUCAUCAUUGUCGACCAGACCGACCAGAUCUGGAACAGGAUCAACCAACCAGGAGCCUCCAAACGGGUGGAUCUGAUUGUGGACAACGCCGGGUUCGAGCUCUUCUCGGACCUGGUCUUCGCAGAAAUGCUGCUUGCAACAAAACUAGCGGAUGUCGUACAUUUCCACCUGAAGGCAAUGCCGUGGUUUGUGUCUGACGCAUUGCGCGGCGAUUUCAUGUGGACUCUUGACGUUCUGAGGGCGUCCGGCCACGCGGCGGUGUCUCACUACGGGAACCUGUGGCACGAGCGCGUGAAGGACGGCACCUGGGUCCUCUGCGAGCACGACUUCUGGACGUGUCCGCACGACUACAGCAAGAUGGAGGCGGUGGCUCCGGACUUGUACGCCGACCUGGCGAGAUCCCACCUCAUCGUGUUCAAGGGCGAUCUGAACUACCGUAAGAUUACCGGCGACUUGAAGUGGGCGCACACGGUCCCGUUCAGCGAGGCUCUGCGGGGGUUCCUGCCGUCAGCGCUGUGCACGCUGCGUACGCUCAAGGCCGAUCUGAUCGUGGGGUUGGAGGAGGGUCAAGCGGAACGCAUCGAGAGAGAGGCGGAGGAAGCAUCUGAUUGGAUGGUUAGUGGGAACUGGGCUGUUGUCCAAUAUUGUGAGCAGCUUUGAGUCAGGAUAUGUGGAGAAAGAGCUUUCCAAAAUGGGACAAUUGCAAAAUACAAAAAUGUAUGUAUAAAGCCAUGUUGAGUUGAUUACUUUUUUUUGUACAUGGAUGACGUCCACACAUGCAUCAAUUUUUUUCGGCUGUUUCCCAAAAAUAAGUGUUUGACCAUACUCGAAUCGUACAAUGCAGCUGCAAAGGAAGCAAAUGUGUGUUGUACAAUUUGCAAACAAAAAAUUGAAAAAUUACUACUUAUGUCGUAGAGUGCCAAAGUCAGUCCCAAAGUCAAAGAUAUGCCAUACUCUGUGUGUUCAAUCAUUUGUUCAUUGCAACCUUUCUGACCACUUAGAUGAUAGAUCUCAUAUUUUUGAUAAAGGUAACUUUUUUUGCCAAACUAUGUUUUAUUCGCAGUUUUUUAGUCCCAUAGGAUGUCAUCCAUAUAAUCAAAUCAACAUGGCCUAAUGUUAACUUGACUAAAUAAUGCUCCUAAUGUAGGGGAGGGGCCAAUUAGCCCCUGGCAGCGAGGGAUUGAUAAACACAGGCUAUGCACCUUGUAUGCACCUCGUCCUGGAAGAUUGGUAACUGUUACCGUUUUUGUAAAAAGUAUGUUAUGCAUGUCAAAGGAUGUUGUAUGCUGGUGAAUUAUUAAACAUGAAUCUGGAAAGUUUUA
Branchiostoma floridae (Florida lancelet) is the source of this 2038-nucleotide messenger RNA. RefSeq names its product damage-control phosphatase ARMT1-like. The record is from RefSeq and is a predicted model, not a curated record. Gene Ontology annotation, molecular function: phosphatase activity. NCBI's taxonomy places the organism in Eukaryota, Metazoa, Chordata, Leptocardii, Amphioxiformes, Branchiostomatidae. Bases 63 to 1376 code for a protein of 437 amino acids. Gene Ontology annotation, biological process: DNA damage response. The transcript has 6 exons. Gene Ontology annotation, cellular component: cytoplasm; nucleus.